Chelonia mydas (Green sea turtle) is the source of this 10970-nucleotide messenger RNA. It is a transcript of the gene SLC6A17, whose product is annotated as solute carrier family 6 member 17. NCBI's taxonomy places the organism in Eukaryota, Metazoa, Chordata, Testudines, Cheloniidae. The transcript has 12 exons. Gene Ontology annotation, cellular component: plasma membrane; synaptic vesicle. Gene Ontology annotation, biological process: L-leucine transport; sodium ion transmembrane transport; glycine transport. The coding region runs from base 924 to 3107 and encodes 727 amino acids. The record is from RefSeq and is a predicted model, not a curated record.
GAGCAGCUGCAGGGUCGUGUUUGGCCGGCCUGGCUGGUUAGAAAUCCAAACUCAGAGCCAAGUCUCUGCGCACAGUUAGCGGGUUAAGAAUCGUGAUUGUGGGCCCGAGUUAGCUGUAGCUGUCUGCAUGGUUCGCUAUUAUCGCCAAGGGGAUGGAGGGUAGGGUAAGGAAACUGCUCAUGGCCCCUACCUACUGUCCUGAAGAUCAAGAACUGAUACAAACCUCAGUCUGAACUCAAACUGGAUUUUUUUUUUUUUUUUUGAGGUUUGGAAAAAUUCACAUCAAUUUCCUUUAAAGAUCCAUUUUUUUCCACCUGCCUGUCCUGAUGCAAAAGGCUGAAUUCCCCUGAGAUGGCCUGUUGCCAGGACACUUGCCUGAAAUCCCCACUGGGGAAAAGACUCGUCUCACAAAGCUUUCAGCCCAGUUUUGAAGCCCCGGGAGGUUCAAAAGAAGGCAAUUUGACUGAUUUGUCAAACCUGUGUACUUCCAAUCCUCUUAUACGGAUCUGAAACAGGGAUGCUGCUUCCAGAAGACAGCGGGAGACCUUUCAUGUGUGUGGCCAGCAGCAGCUACUGAGCAGAAGAUGGUUUGAUUUUUAGCAGUAAUAGGGAUACAUUAUUGAGAUGUGGCCUGGAGAGGAUUGAAGUCCUCACUGGUCAUUGCUGGCUCGUGCUUUAUGGUCAGAUACCCACCUUGGUGAUAGUCACCGCUCAUCGGGGCCUGAAGAUUGGACUUGAAGUCAACAGGGGAUUUGCCUGGCAGUGGCCACAUGAUGGUCCACGAUUAACCUGGCUGCCCCAGCUCGGUCCCGUGGAUGAACAGGAGCUGAGCGGGCUGAUCUCCAAAGCCAGCACCUGCCUCUCCUGCCGCCCCCCUCUCAUCCCCUCCCGACGCGUGGGGCUGCAGGGCCAGCAAACCCCCAAUGCCUAAGAACAGCAAAGUGACGCAGCGAGAGCACAGCAGCGAGCAUGUCACCGAAUCGGUGGCUGACCUGCUGGCCCACGAGGAGCCCGUGGACUACAAGCGCAGUGUUUUGAACAUGACGGGUGAGGCCUGGGACAAGCAGAAGGACGUGGAGGAAGAUCUGGACUCUGAGAAGCGGCCAGCGUGGAACAGCAAACUGCAGUACAUCCUGGCCCAGAUCGGGUACUCGGUGGGGCUGGGGAACGUCUGGCGGUUUCCGUACUUGUGUCAAAAAAAUGGAGGAGGUGCCUACGUGGUCCCGUACCUGGUGCUGCUCAUCAUCAUCGGGCUCCCUCUCUUCUUCCUGGAGCUGGCCGUGGGUCAGAGAAUCCGCCGGGGCAGCAUCGGCGUGUGGAAUUACAUCUGCCCCCGCCUGGGGGGCAUUGGAUACGCCAGCUGUCUCGUCUGCUUCUUUGUCGGUCUCUAUUAUAACGUGAUCAUCGGCUGGAGCAUCUUUUACUUUUUUAAAUCCUUCCAGUAUCCGCUCCCCUGGAGUGAGUGCCCCAUUGUUAAAAAUGGCACAAUGGCCGUGGUGGAGGCAGAAUGUGAGAAGAGCUCCGCAACCACCUACUUCUGGUACCGCGAGGCUCUGGAGAUUUCCAACUCCGUCUCAGAGAGCGGAGGGCUCAACUGGAAGAUGACCCUGUGCCUGCUGAUGGCCUGGAGUGUCGUGGGAUUGGCCGUGAUCAAAGGAAUUCAGUCCUCAGGGAAGGUGAUGUACUUCAGCUCCCUCUUCCCGUAUGUGGUGCUCCUUUGCUUCCUGGUGCGGGGGCUGCUCCUGAGGGGGGCGAUAGAUGGGAUCCUGCACAUGUUCACUCCUAAGCUUGACAAGAUGCUGGACCCCCAGGUGUGGCGAGAGGCGGCCACUCAGGUCUUCUUCGCCUUGGGCCUGGGCUUUGGAGGUGUCAUCGCUUUCUCCAGCUACAACAAGCAGGACAAUAACUGCCACUUCGAUGCCACCCUCGUCUCCUUCAUCAACUUCUUCACCUCCGUGUUGGCCACCCUGGUGGUCUUCGCCGUGCUGGGGUUCAAGGCCAACAUCAUGAAUGAGAAAUGUGUGGUGGAGAACACUGAGAAGAUCCUGGGAUACCUGAACAGCCACGUCCUGAGCCACGACCUCAUCCCGCCCCACGUGAACUUCUCCCAUCUCACGGCCAAGGACUACAGCGAGAUGUACCAAGUGAUCAUGACGGUGAAGGAGAGUCACUUCAAGGAGCUGGGCUUGGAUGCCUGCCUGCUAGAGGAUGAGCUCAACAAGUCAGUGCAGGGAACCGGCCUGGCCUUCAUCGCCUUCACCGAAGCCAUGACCCAUUUCCCAGCUUCUCCUUUCUGGUCUGUGAUGUUCUUCCUGAUGCUGAUAAACCUGGGGCUUGGCAGCAUGAUUGGGACCAUGGCAGGUAUCACCACCCCUAUCAUUGACACCUUCAAGGUGCGGAAGGAAGUUUUCACAGUUGGCUGUUGCAUCUUCGCCUUCCUGAUCGGCUUGAUCUUCGUGCAGCACUCGGGGAAUUACUUCGUCACCAUGUUUGACGAUUACUCCGCCACGCUGCCGCUCAUGGUCGUGGUGAUCCUGGAGAACAUUGCCGUGGCCUGGAUUUAUGGCACCAAGAAAUUCAUGCAGGAACUGACAGAAAUGCUGGGCUUCCGGCCGUGCAUCUUCUACUUCUACACCUGGAAGUACAUCUCUCCCCUCUGCAUGGCUGUGCUAAUGACAGCCAGCAUCAUCCAGCUUGGAGUCAACCCACCGGGCUACAGUGCUUGGAUCAGAGAGGAGGCUGCGGAGAAGUUCCUCUAUUACCCAGUGUGGGCUGUAGCCAUCCUCAUCUCUCUCAUCAUCCUGGCCACCCUCCCACUGCCCGUGGUCUUCAUCCUCCGUCAAUUCCACCUGGUGUCCGAUGGCUCCAACGCCCUCUCCGUCACCUACAAGAAGGGCCGGAUGAUGAAGGACAUCUCCAACCUGGAGGACAAUGACGAGACUCGCUUCAUCUUGAGCAAAGUGCCCAGCGAGACCCCGUCCCCGAUGCCCACGCACCGUUCCUACCUGGGCCCGGGAAACGCUUCCCCAAUGGAGAUGAGCAGUGCACCCAACGGACGCUAUGGGAGUGGGUACCACUUGGCCAGCACCCCUGAAUCUGAACUGUGAUGGCCACCCACCAGCCCUCGGCCCACCCCCACCCCCAGCACCUAGGAAAGGAGGCAACUGGGGAAUGGAUCGUGUCCGUUUGUGCAGCAAAAAGAAAAAAAGAAGAAACCCUUCCUAGAAUGUUAGCAAGUAAGCAGCCAUUUCCCUGGCAAGGUUGGGAAGAAGGGAUUGUGGGAGGGCGUCGGAUUUCCCUCUCGGCAAUCUCCAGUCAAAAAGGCAGGACCCCUUGUCAGCUGCUCUUGUGAAAAACAAAAACAAAAACCAAAACAAGAAACAAGACACUGCAAUAAAUUUGAUCAGUGUGGUUCCAGACAGAGAAAAUUGGAGACCAAACCAAGCAUCUCCUGGUUUCCAAGCAUCGGGAGUUCAGAGAAGGGAUACAAAAUGAGGUGACAGCCAAAGACGUUUCCUCUUAUAACCUGGAGUUAUUCCCCCUCCUCUCGUUUUCCUCUAGUUAGGAGAAGAGAUGGCUCUUACUCCACUGAUCACAUUGGACCACCCAUGUUCAUAGCCCGAUGGACAGCCAUCUCCUGAUGGGGUGUCCGCUGGGGCGGUGAAUGUGGCACGUCCUUUGGUUUUGUAGCUCUGGAGACACGCAAAGAGCUCAGCUUUAGUGGACAUUUCUUACCCAGCGGAGACUCAUCUUGAGUGGACAACGCUUUACAGUGAGCGGCAGCGAGGAGCUGACCCUUUGGUAUCUGUUGUGUUUCUAUAGAUGUUGGUUCGACGCACAUGGGGAAUAUGCCCAGGAGUCGGGGCGGGGCGGGAUCUCAUUCUAAACUGAGCUGCAAUGAGCACACCCACUUAUUACACAGUGUUACUCCAUCCCAAGUGGUACCGGACCUCCGGUGCAACCACGAUUUCAGGUGUGUGAGCAUGUGCCAUGCCCAUAGGCCAGAAUUUGAGCAGGGUUACACGGGUGUAGAUCAGGAGUGACCCCUGGAGUCGUUCCUGAUUUGCAGCUGGGUAACUGUGAGCAAGCUCCAGCCCCAGGAUUUUCAUUUUCAAUGCACUGUGUGAAAGAAACCCCCUGGCCUGGUGAAUGGUAUAGCCUAGCCCUCCUAGAUACAGAGAUGAGUAGAGGGAAGCGGGGGUUAUUGGAUUCUGAUUACAAUCUUGGGCUAGCUUUUGGAGGAAAUAGACCUCCAUGAUCUAAAUUCCACCCUUAUUUAGAGUGGUGUCAUCUGGGUGUAACGGAAGCUGACUGUGUGUGUUUCUUCCAUGCAUCUACAAGCAAGGCUCCAAAGUCCUCCCCGGUGUAUCUCCUUAGACGUCAGUGGCCUCCAGCAGGGGUGUAGUUGGCUCAGAGGCUCCGUGCCGAGUUUGCAGCGGCUGAGUACUCUGUGUUACGGAGUCUCCUGUAGGUUAGUGCCAGGUCUUGGCAUUUCUGGUGGCGAGCCCCUGUCUGUCACACCCAUCCGUGAGACUUAGGGCUUGGAUAGGGGCAGUAAUUGUGGGUCUCUCCCAUCCAUCUGAGGGAGGUUAGGAUCUAUCUGGGGGCAGGGAGGGCCUCUCCUGAUGGGCAGGGUCUCCUUGGGAGCAGAGAGAGUCAUUACCCACAUCCAUUUGUGGGUCUCAAUGGGGCAGCGAGUUUUAUUGAUCCUGUUUCCAGUUUCCCUCUGGGACAGGGGAAGCUGCUGUCUCAUCAGCUCGCAAACUGCUGGCAUCCAACCAGUUCACUGAGAUCUUAAAGACCUUAGUCCAUUUUUAACCUGCCCUUCCUUAUGCCUGUUGUACUUAGUGCCAGCUCGAUGGUAUUUCAUGCCAGCGCAUAGGCCAGGCUGAUCUCCCCUUGUCCUUGCAAGGGCUGGGAGACCUUCUCCCCUCUCAUCCUUUGCUUUCCCCUCUGCUGAGAGCCGAUCCCCUCCGGGGUAAACAUGGGAAGACUGAAGGACGGGUGAAAAGCCCUGGAGCUUUUCGCUGCUUCGUUCGUUUCCAUUAGCACUGUUUCCACCCAUAGCUCCAUCUCUUUUGAGACUUCCCUCAUGCAACCUGUGAGCCUUUAAAUAGUAACCCUUGGCCCUUCUAUUGCACCUGUCAUCCAAGGGUCUGGAAGCACUUCAAGGACAUUAAUUGAGCCCCGGCGUAGCCAUUUUACAGGUGGGGAAACUGAGGCACAGACUGGGCCUUGGUUACCAUGUGAAGCAGUGGCACUGCUGGGAAUCGAACCCAUGACAUCCGAUUCCCUAUCCCUGUGCUAAAAAUCGGGCCUUCUCCCCUAGGCCACCCGUGGGGCUUUUCCAAGGUAAGGUCACAUGACUCAGCAACCACAGGCAAGGGGUACCUCUCCCUUGCGAUCUUCUGGGUUAGAUACAGUGUGGCCAUAAUUUCGUGCACCAGUGUGGUGGUCAGCUGGGGGGACGUACGUACCCUGGGGCGGAACGACGCGUAGCUGGAGAGACAACUAGCCAGCGGGUCCACGAUGAAGUAGAACAACUUUAUUUUAUGCUCUCAACCCUCUCCUAAUAUGCUGGGGUCGCAUUCAAGCUUACGUGGGUACAGCUUCAAUUGCUUUCAACGGAAGCUGCACCCGCUCACGUCCGCACAGAAUGCCAGGCAGGCCCGAUUCAGAUCCGACAGUGCUUUUACCCUGGUGUAACUCCAUUGAUGCCAGUGGAGACACUCCUGAUCUGCACUGGUGUAGAUGAGAUCAGAAUUGGGUCCAACGAGCCAAAUCCAGGUGGUGUAAGGUACUGUAGCUCAACUGUUACUCUAGUUUACACCAGCUGGAGAGCUUGCCCCGGGGGGGUAAGUUACACCGGCUUUGCAUGCUCACUGGCCCCCCCUCCGACCCCUCCACCCCCAUUCAAAGCGAUCUUCCGCUGCCUCUGGGUUAGGAUGUUAGCCUACGAUAUGGGAGACAGACCUUCAUUCCUUGCGCUGCCACAGACGUCUUGUGGGACCUUAGGCAAGUCCCUCAGGCCCCGAUCCUGGAAGGUAUUUGGGCCCCCAACUCCCAUUGCAAUCAACCGAAAUACCUUUCAGGAUCUGGGCCUUUGUCUCCCUGUGCCUCAGUUCUCCCGCGGUGACAGCACGGCUCUGCCUCGCCGGGGGUUGAGGAUCAACACACACACAAAAGAUUGUGACGGGCUCAGCUACUACACUAGUGGGGUAUACGCACUGCAGCUAGACAGACAGCGUGAGAUGCAAAUCAGGCCCACCCCCGCCCGUUUGCACCCAAUGUGUCCCAAACACCAUUUCACUUCUGUUCAGUUGGACCCACUGGGUUCCCACAAGCCGCAAAGGCUCGUGUCCCUUCCUCUGGCUUUUGUGCCAUGGGCCGUCAUCGCGAAGACUCUUUCUCCCUUUUCACUUUGUCUCCCUGGGCGAUGCAUUAGGAGUCGCCACGUGGGCCCCGCUAACCUUCGGAGCAGAGUGAAAGUGACGAAUGUGCCCUGUGCAGAGUUGAGUUCUUUGCAUCUGAGGCUGGUUUUGCCUGGCUGGUGCACUUCCUUCGAGAUGGGGAUGGAGCAGCUGCAGGAUGGCCCUAGAAGGAUCCAGUUCCCUGUGUCCAUUAGCAGCUUGGUAGACACCAGCAUCCCUAAGAAAUUUCCACCUCAGAUGAGAGAGAAUUUAAACCCAAGUGGGAAUCAGAAGGGUUAGGAAUUGGCUCUUUUCCAAACUUCAUGGGAGAAACACAGGGCCAGAUACUCUGCUGGUGGAAAUCUCAUUUUGACUUCAAUGAUUUGCACCAGCUGCGACCGGGACCCCCCUUUUUUCUGCUCUCAUUUAAAGUGGUGUCUCUUCAUGGAUUUCCAUAGAGUUACCCCUGAUUUGCACUGAGGGGAGAAUCAGGCCUGGCAUUUGAAUAGCUCAGCUGAGCAGUGCCUCAGCCUGGAAUUGCAAACCUGCCACCUGACCCCACUCCGCAGGGCAUGGAGAGCAGCAGGUGGAACAGCAGUGCAGGUCAGAGGCGGUUUGGGGAGAGCAGGAUGUCAAAGGCAUCAGAACCGAGCCCGUUCUGCUUGCAGCUUGGAGUCCCUGUCACCUGGGGAGCUUUGUAGAGGGCUUCUGCUGGGACAGCUGGCCAUGUGCCCUCAGAAUCAAAGCCACUCCUCCCUCUCUCCAUCCCUCUGUGCCUUUCUCUCUGUCCUUCCCACAGUGCAUAGGAACACAGGAAUGGCCUCACCUCAUCAGACCAGGGUCCACCUCCCCCAGGGCCCAGCACCAGCUGCUUUAGAGAAAGGUCCAAGGCACUGCCUCGUGCUCAGUCAUGGAAUAAUGUGCCCAUUGGGGGCGGGUCCUUUCAAACUCCCUCUGUUUCUCCCCCUCCAGGUCUUUUCACUCCCCGCGGGCCCCAGGAUCCCAAGCAAGGAGCACAAGCAUUAUACCCAGUGUAGCCUUCCCAGUCUGUGUCGGUAGAGCCACCAGGCAAGGCUACCAGCUGGUGCAAAUCGGUGUCGCUCCAUUGGAGUCAAUGGGGCCAGAUCCCCAGUUGGUGUAAAUCGGUGUCAUGCCGUUGGAGUUAAGGGCCAGAGCCCCAGCUGGUGUAAAUCAGUCGUCGCUCCAUCAGAGUCAGUUCGCCCCCAAGCAAUCCCCAGCUGAUGUCAGUCAGCUGUGGUUCCAUUUGGAGUCAAUGGGGCCAGAUCCCCAGCUGGUAUAAAAUCACAUCAUUCCAGCCACUUCAAUGAUACAAUGCUGACUUAUGCCAGCUAGAGAUCUCGCCCGCCAACUGCCGAGUUACACUUUCGAGCCAGCAACCAGUCCACUUAGUCCCCCUUCCUCUUCUUGUGGUGUGUCAGCAGCGGUGGUAGAAAGGCAAAGAACAACUCUGUCACCUAUAUACAUAUAUACAUAAUAAUCUAUAGAUUCUAUUUCUCUUGUAUAUUUACUCUGUAAAUGUUGGUGUAAAUUCUGUUUAAUGACGAACAUGUUCCAAAGUGACCCGUGGGCUAUUUUCAUUCUCUGUUCUGUACAGAUCUAUUUUCAUUGUAUAUUUGAGAUAUUUAUAAUUUCUUAUUCUAGUGUGUGAUUGGCAACUGCCCCUGCCACACUGCCCACAGGGGGGAGCCACCAGGGGGAGCUGCCUUCAUUUUUUUUCUGUGGAAACACAGUGUUGCUUGUGGCAUUUGCUAGAUAUUAGGUUCGGGGCGGGGUUUAAGUGUGAGGUGCUAUAUGCCGUCACUGUGUGUGUGUUAUGGUUAAUAGAUGCUACGUGUGUGUUACGUUAUGACUUUUCUGUAAUCCAGCCACUCUUCAGUUUGUAUUAACAACCAACUUUAGUCUGUUUCUAGCAGCAAACGUGGCCUAGGGAGUGUUCCCAGAUCUUGCUCUCUCCCUGGCCAGGGAAGGGUUAAAGCUGAUCAGCUGCAGGGUUUUAUGGCCAAUGAUCAAUAUUAUGACCGGGUGCACUUUUUUUUUUUUUUCUGAUUGCAAAAAUGUGAUAUGUUGCAACCCUGUGGAAUUAGUGGCGCGGGAUGGGGUCAGUGAGGAUCGGGGAGCAAUCAGGGGUAUUCUCAGAAAGUGUCCCCACCUAGCCUCGAGGGGACACUUAGCUGGCACCGCACCCAUCUGCUGCGGGGAGGCUGGCUCACACUAGCACAGGAUACAACUUCAAAAAGCACAACAGCCUCUAAGGAAGAACUGACUUUCUAAGGCCUGGCUGACUUGCCCAGCCUGCCUGGGAGCUACCAGCACUUUUGUAACCCUGCCCUGGACAGUCCUUCCCCUUUGCCCUCCAGGAAGAGACUGCCCCUUGCUCUGCGGAGCAGCCCUUUAUAGAUGGGCUGCUCCAGCAAGCCUUCUCCUGAUUGGCUCUCCCAAUAAACCCUUUCCUGAUUGGCUGGCUUCUGCGCAGCCUCGCCAAGGCUGCCGUAACCCUUCUGCUGCCUGUGUGGGGCAGCCGCCCCACCACACCCCAUCUUUUUAAUGGGGAUGAAAUAACCCCCAGAUCUAAACACUUCCAACCUUGGGUGAGAGGGGAGGUCAAAAUCCCAGUCCUGGUUUAGUACAUGGUCCAGUUCUUUACAAAACUCUAGAUCUGAACUUUGGAGAUGUUCAGAAUCCAGAUCUGGGAUUUUAGGGGCUUGCGUCUGACUCAUCUAAGUGUCCCCUGAACAGACCCCUGCUUUUGCCUUUCGCUGCUAAACCCUGGGCAGGACUGAGUGGGCAGCCCAGCCCCUCUGCGAAAUGGUAUUUCUGUCCCGGUGGCGGUGAGUGGGGUAGGUAAUGGUUUCCGGCAAUACAUUCCCAAGCACAGUGCUUUUAGUAAUGUACUGUAGAUCAUCAUCGUCUUUGUCAGGACCUGGGAGCGGCUGAAUAGGUGGUGUAGUUCCUCUGGGAACGAUACAGACUGGAUGCCAUUGCUGCCACCGCAAGAACGGGGAGAGCGAGUCUCCAUAUCUCUCCCUACUGGCCUUGUGCAGUAUUCCUGGGGGAUGCCGUCCCCCUGCGCCGUUACCUAUAAAGGACAGUCCCACAGUCCCUGCCUGCUCGUGUUUUGCUCAGGUCGUUUCGACGGGAGCCAAAUCGCACUAUCUUGUGGAGUUUAUUAUUGCAGAUGUUCUCUCUGCAUCCCCUGCCUUGCGUUCUGCCUAGCGGGGAAGCUUCCUGGCCAGGGGUGUCCUUGGGCGAAGGGGGCAGCCGCAAGGGGCACCUCAGAGGCUGAUAGAUUGCAAGGCCAGAAAGGCCCGUGUGAUCCUCUAGUCUGAAGUCCUGUAUCAUACAGGCUGAAGGACUUCCCCAAAAUAAAUCCCAGAGCAGACUGUCUACAAAAAAACCCCACCUCGAUUUAAAAAUGGUCAGUGAUGGAGACUCCACCACGACCCUUGGUAGAGGGGGAACCUUUCUGGGCUGCCUACUUCACCCCCAGCUGCUCCUCAGCUCCUGGUUCUGUUCGCUCCGAGUCAGUGAGAGCCUAUGGGAAUGAGGUGAGGUGGGGCGCCAUUACAAACCCAACACCCACCAGGCCAGCUACCUGAUGCAGGUUCUGUCUACACGGCAGGUGGGUAGGCAUAGCCGUGCUAGCAUUAGCUAGCGUGGGUAAUCCUAGGAAUGAAGACAGGGGACUGGGAUUUGGCAGGGGCCAGCUGCCCAAAGACAAGCUCGCUGGGGAGAGUGGAUGUGUACUUGCGUUGUUAGCCCCUGCCACCAUGUUGACACAGCUAUUGUUACCCAUGUCAGCUAGAUUAAAGCGAGCAGGGGUAUGCCUAUCUGUGCUGCAAACACCCCACGACUUGCAGUGUAGACAUAUUCCUACAGACCUGACCCAAAGGCUUUGGGGAUCCCCAAAGCCUUUGGGUCAGGUCUGUAGGAAUAUGUCUACACUGCAAGUCUUUCCAUUCACGCCAGUGAGCUUUGGCUCAGUCCUAAGCAUGGGGUCUUCCUGUCCUGAGCCUAGCAGGCACCGUGGUACUGGGGAGUGGCAAACUCUGAUGUUUGAAUGGUGCCUGAUGUAUGUCCCAGAAUCCUUUGCAUUUGGAAACCAAGGGCCUGAUCCCCAGUGCAGACAAUGGAUAGACUCCCAUUGGCGUCCAAGAGCUUUAGAUCAGGCCCCAGAGGAGCAGAAAAAAGGGCCAAGAAGCAGGGGAGGGAGGUGAGGAAGAGGUCUAGUUGCUGGUGAGUCAAGGGCUGACCCUGAGUAGCAAGGCCUUUAGGCCAGUGUGCCGCACGGUGAGAUGGCACCAGCUGUAGAGUGUAGCCCUUAGAGUGGCUGCGGUGUGUUGUGUGUGGUGAUUAAACUUUGGAAAGCACAUAUCUGAGGAGCCCCUACUGUACAGGGCAAAGCACAGAACUCGUCGUCUCACGUAGAAAAUAGCCGGUGUAUUUACAAAGCACACCCUGUGCCGGCAGGAAGAUUUGUGGUAGGAGAGAGAUACUGUAACAACCAUACCUGAGUCCCAUUAAAAGUCUCUUCUUACCAAG